Molecule: messenger RNA, 8067 nt
Organism: Oncorhynchus keta (chum salmon)
Lineage: Eukaryota; Metazoa; Chordata; Actinopteri; Salmoniformes; Salmonidae
Gene: mroh1
Product: maestro heat-like repeat family member 1
Exons: 47
Coding region: 364-5727 (1787 amino acids)
Cellular component (GO): cytoplasm
Source: RefSeq, a predicted model, not a curated record
CACAUGAUUAGGGGUGUUAACCUGCGAUGCGUUGCAGUGGCGUAGGGCUAAUCUAGCUACUGGAUGCUAACAAGUCUCUCUCUUUAUAUUGAGGACAAAUACGAUAUCACAGUGGAAGACAGUUAGUCAGCCAAGUAUCGGACAAUAUACAUCGCAUCUUCACUGGAUUACUGCGCGUGAGGAGAUUCAUCCUUGCAUUUGUGUGUAAUUUUAGCUAGCCUGCUUGCUAGUUAGUUAACAUCCAGCUAGCCUGUCAGACGGGCUGUUUGAAAGUGUGGUGAAACCAGAUGAACAAGUUUGAACUCUUUCUGACCACCAAAUGAAAUCCUAAAUAUCUCCAGUCCCAGCCUUCAGACAGGCACAAUGGAGGAGUCAGAUGUGGAGCAGGUUACCCUGGCCCUGCUGGAUUCAGCCAAUGACAAGGACCCAGUGGUCAGGGAGCAGGUCAGGAAGUCCAUACUGACCCUGGGGAAGCAGCAGCCUAACAAGGUCCUGUCCAUGUGCCAGGACUACCUGGUCAAGCACCCCAAGCUUAUCGUUGGGCACAGAGUUGUCAUACUGCAGACGAUUGAGCUGAUUGUGAAGACCAAGAUAGACGAUAUCAGUUACCCGAAAAUCAAAAGCAUCAUUUCUUUGGCCUCCGAUGAAAUGACCCGAUCAAAGGAUGUUGUACCUGAUUGGCAACAGGCAGCCAGCAAUAUUCUGGUUGCUGUGGGAAACAAGUACAUCAAUGACAUCAUGGAGGAAAUCCUCAGCAAGUUCCAGCCAGGGAUCCUGCCUCAUUUUUUUGUGGUCCAAACAUUAUCAAGUCUCUCUGAAUCCAAUGUUUAUGGCAUGGUGCCGUUUCUCAAUGCCAUCUUGGGCACCAUGCUCCCAAUGCUGGGCAUGGCCAAGCAGGACAACAUGAAGUGGGUGUUCUCCUCUGCUCUGUCCCACUUCAGUGAGAGUAUCCUGGAGUACUUAGCCAACCUGGACAAAGCUCCCGACCCGACGGUGAGAAAGGACACGUUCUCCAGUGAGAUCUACGCAGCCUAUGACAUCCUCUACUGCAGCUGGCUCCAGAGCAGGGAAUCCAAGCUACGACUGACGGUGGCAGAAGCAGUGGGAUCCAUGAGUCACCUGAUGGCCCAUGAUAAACUGGAGGAGCAGCUUCCCAAACUCAUUCCCACAAUCCUCUCCCUGUACAAGAAGAACACGGAGCAUUACGUCAUCAGUAAGAGCCUGUGUCAAGUUCUGGAUGCUUCUGUGAACAUGGGCAGCAGAGUUCUGGAGACGCAGAUCGACAGCCUGCUCACUACUCUAUACCAGCAGGUUUGUGCACCUGUUGACUACAGCAACCCACUGACGGUGAAGAAUCACAACGAGGUAUUGAGAUGCUUCAGCAUUCUAGCCAACACCUUCCCAGACCGGCUGGUCAUGUUUGUGCUUCAGAAACUGGAGAACAGUAAUGAGAGGAUCCGCAUGGGCUCCCUGGCUGUGCUCCGACACCUCAUCAACUCCUCCACAUCCAUUAUGGAGUCGAAGAAGCUUCUCAUCCUGGCCAGCAUCAGACAACCACUGGCUGACCACAGCAAUAAGGUGAAGAAGAGGGUUGUCCAGGUGAUCAGUGCCAUGGCUCACCAUGGUUACCUGGAGCUGGAGGGAGGAGACCUGCUGGUCAAGUUUAUCAUCCAACACUGUGCUCUCCCCGACACCUACUAUCGUCCAGGCCAGCGCCCCAGUGACCCAGAGGAAGUAACCAAUGAGGCGCUGCGGAGCAUGUGUGACAACACACUUCACCUCUUCACUACGACCGUGGGACGCCUGACUGACGUCCUGUGGCCCAUGUUGCUGUACUACCUGACCCCAGGUCAGUACUCCAACGCCACCGCACCGCUCUGUAAGAGCCUCACGCUGUUGGGAACCAAGAAGAGAGCCUCCCAGGAACCCAACUUCAACAUCGACUUCAACGAGCAUGUUAAUCUUCCCUCCCCACAUAUACUGAUGGUGCGGCUCUUGGUGAAUGGUUCGUUCCCGUUCCGGAGUCGUGGCCAUGGUGCACCGUCUCUGUCUCUACUGAACGUUAUAAGUCCUAAUAUCCACCCCAACGCUGAGACACUCUGGGAGAAGGAGAUCCCUGCUCUCCUCAGCUACCUGGAAGAGUCUACCCCAGAAACACUAGACAACAAGAAAUGGGAAGAGAGUCUAUUACAGUUCCUAGCCAAGUCCCUGGUGGCCAUAGCUGAUGACAAGUGGAGCUGUCAGCUGGCUGUAGAGGCCACACGUUACCUGUCCACCUACAACCAGUCCCUGGAAGAGAAGAGUUUCCUCUACAGGUGCAUUGGUGUGACUCUGCAGCAGUGUUCCAAUAAGGAAGUGGUCCAGAAGCAGCUACAGGAGAUGCUGAUCAGUGCACGACACAACGACGCCAUCGAGAGAGCGGGUGUCGCCAUGGGGAUCGGGCUGUGUGCAAGCAGUCAUCUCGAUGCCACUCUGGCCAAACUGGACGACUUCGGGAAAUCUGACGCCUUCAAGAAAGCCUCAGGAAUAUUCAGCCUGCUCAAAGACAAGAAUGACUUGGAUGUAGAGAAGAUGAAGAGCACGCUGAUCCUGUGUUACGGUUACGUAGCGCUCCACGCCCCAGAGGACCAGAUCCUGUCCCGCAUCGACUCGGACGUCCUCCGCAGCAUCAGUAAGCACUUCAACACCAAGGUUCUGGGAAUUAAAAUAGAGACCAAGGACCUGACCAUGAAGCUGAGUCUGAUUCAGAGUGUGGGGCUCAUAGCCAGGGCCAUCAGCACCGUCGUACGUAAUCAGGGCUACAUGUUCGUACGCAAGCAGGAACUCAUGGGAGUCAUGAUGGAUUUUAUCAAGGCAGAACCCACGGAUGCCAUGCGGACUCCGGUUCGCCACCUUGUGAUGACCACGUGUGCCAACCUCAUUAACCUGGAGCCGGCGCUGACGGAGAAUGAGAACUUUGAUAUGCUGCGGACGUGUCUGAACGGUGUGUACGGCCUUCCCCCGGUGAACACUCCGGACAAGGACAGGGGAAAAGACGAGGAGGUGCUGGAGCCCCAACAGAGAGAGGCGUUAUACAAAGACACCUUCAAUGCUCUUCAGGAGUUGUUGAGGAAUAUUCUUGCAAGAGACCUGAGUCCAGACGGACUUCAGAGUGUAUUCAAGCACAUUGAGGAGUGGUUGAGUUCUGUUCAGGGUCAUGAGAGGGAGAGGGCGAUGAUCACCACCUCUCACAUCCUAGAGUUCUACUUCAACAACCUCCACGUCAAAAACAUGGUAACCUUCCACAACCUGGGUUCUCUCCUGGGCCGCCUGGCCCCCCGAUGCACCGACCCCAACCCCCUGGUCCGCAGGGCAGCCAUCGACUGCAUCUACACCCUGCUCUACAUCCAGCUACGCUACGAAGGCUUCUCUCUGGACUAUAAAGACGACUCUGUGGAGAGACUGAUCACACUGAGGGAGAACAUGGACAACCCAGACCACUCUGUCCUCUACAAGACGUGCUCUGAGCUGGCCAAGAUCAUCAGUAAGCGUCUGCCCCAGCAGCAGCUCAACACUCUGAUCUUCAUGUUGAUUGAGGGGCUGGUGGACUCCCAAUCUAACUGCUCCAGAGCUUCCAGUGUUCUACUCAACACCCUGCUGAAAAACAGAGGAGCUGGACUACAAGACCUGGUAUCAGAGAUGCUGGAGGUGCUUCACAUCCGUCUGCAGAUGAUCAGUGAGGAGCAGGUGAAGGUGUCUGUGGCCCAGUCCAUCCUCAUCCUGGCUACACAGCACCUCCAGACUGUCAUCAACACACUCAUCUCCUACCCCCUGCCCUUCGACAGAGAACCAUCUCUCCCUCCAUCUCCUACCCCCUGCCCUUCGACAGGUGAGAACCAUCUCUCCCUCCAUCUCCUACCCCCUGCCCUUCGACAGGUGAGAACCAUCUCUCUCUUCCUCUCCUCCCUCCCUCCAUCUCCUACCCCCUGCCCUUCGACAGGUGAGAACCAUCUCUCUCUUCCUCUCCUCCCUCCCUCCCCUACCCCCUACCCUUUGACAGGUGAGAACCAUCUCUCCCUCCAUCUCCUACCCCCUACCCUUCGACAGGUGAGAACCAUCUCUCUCUUCCUCUCCUCCCUCCCUCCAUCUCCUACCCCCUACCCUUCGACAGGUGAGAACCAUCUCUCCCUCCAUCUCCUACCCCCUACCCUUCGACAGGUGAGAACCAUCUCUCCCUCCAUCUCCUACCCCCUACCCUUUGACAGUUGGAGCUGUGAGAUGUGGAUUGCCCUGGGGGCAGACAGUAAACUGGCCUCUCAGAUCAUGGAGAUGCUGAUGGAGAAGCUCAACAUCAUGGUGCCCUACGUGGACAAGAAGGAGUCCAUGAUGAGAGGAGGCCUCACCAAGGUGGCCACCAGUCACCCUCUAGCUAUGACCUGUGCCCUGAAGGAGAUGAUGCUGAACGGGCAGAGCCAGGAGGCGGUGGUGUCCCUGUUCCCCCAGCUCUUCAGCUCCCUGCUGGUCCGCCUGGGCUCCAGCGUGGGGGUCACACUACCCAAAGACAUCAACAGCUCCGGAACACACAGGAAGAGCCCCACCAAAGUGUCCGCCGGCUUCGACGUGUGCGGGGUAGCGGUGGAGGCGCUGCGGAUCCUCCUGGCCCGGGCCCAGCUGGACCAUGUAGUUAAACCCCUGGACCAGGAGGGGGCCUGGGACAAGAUGAAGGACCCCCAGCAGCACAUCACCGGGGUCACCCUCCUCGCCAGGGCCAUGGCCAAACACGCAGGCCCUCGUCUCCCGGCCAUAGUGGAGUGUCUGUGCCCCUGUCUCAACAACAUCUACGAGUGUCAGAGGGUCACUAUCACAGCCUUCUUCUCUGAGUUGCUGAACCACCACGUAGUGACAGAGCUGAUGAUGAUGGAUGUCCUGAUGAACAACAUGAUGGAGCGUAUCUCUGACCCCUGCUGUACCGUCCGCAUGCUGGCCGUCAGGGGGCUGGGGAACAUCGCUGUGGGAUCACCUGAGAAGGUAAAUAAGUAUGCCAAGGAGCUGCUGGCUGCUAUGAGCUCUGGGAUGGAGGAGAAGGACGACCCUGGGAAACUCAUCACCCUGGAGGCCAUGUCGGGCCUGUCCAAGGUGCUCCUCUACCUGGACAAGAAGAACGUCCAGCUGCUGGUCGUCUACAUCUUCAUGAAGAUCAAACCCUUCCUGGAGAGUGAGAAUGAUGAGAUCCGCUGUGCCUCCAUCAUGCUCCUGGGGAACCUGUCGAAGUUUGGUUCAGGAGAGCCUGUGUUCAAAGACCAGAUCCACAACGUACUGGUCAGCCUGCUGCUGCACCUCAGUGACCCCAACCUGCAGGUGGUCAAGGCGUGUAAGUAUGCCAUGCGAGUGUGUGCUCCGGUGGUGGGCUCAGAGCUCAUCACCACUAUGUUCCAGAACCAUCUCCACGAGGACAAGAGUCUGCACUACGGAGAGUUCAUCAACGACCUCACCAAAUAUAUUAUUCAAGACUUCCCUGGCAUGCUCAACUUCUACCACAUCACUGUCAUCCAGUUCUUCAAAAGCAGCUGGGCCGAGGUUCGGGCCGGCGCUGCUAUGUUUAUCGGUUUCCUUCUGGGUAAUCUUCCUGAGGAAUUAUUUUCUCACAUCAACAUGGGGAGUGUGACCAAAGGUCUGGUCAUGCUGCUCCAGGACCCAGACCCAGUGGUGAGAGUCAAGGCAGCUGAAGCUAUGGGCCACUUCCAUUGAACAGACACACAUCCUGCCUGCCAUUCAUUACUUCAUUAGCUGUUUUAGAGUUGUUCAUGUUACUGUUUUCUACAAAGAUGAUCUGGUACUUCACAUGUUGACAGUGCAACUUGAAUUAGUCUGUGAAAAUAUGUAUUAGUGACCAAAGACUGUACCUCCAUGUAUAGAAAAACAUGCAUAGCACUUUGGAGCAGUAUUAUGAAAUCUGACACUUUUUGAAUUUGUCUUUUAGAAUGUUGACAGUGGGUUAGGUCAAUUGGCCAAUGGGCUUGACCUCCGCUGAGCUUAGUGUUUUGCUGAAUUCCAAAUGGAGCCCUAUCCCCUCUUCCCUAAGCACACCUGUAGACCUGAAGGGAUUAGAAAAGUUUAGGCAAUAUGGUAGUUACUUCCUUGGCCUCCUGAUGGGAUUUGCCUGCUGGAUGGAAUCUCCACCUAAUUGGUUAUAGCUGUCUGUCCCUUUCAGGUCAGGAAAAGGGCCUUGCGGGGAGGGGCUAGGGGUUGAUCUCCAGCCUCUAUUCACACUAGUGUAGUGGAUCAACCCCUGAAACACACGUAGGGCUGGCACUAUUACCCUGUAACCCACGGUUAUGGAUGAAUACCGGAUAGAAAGUAACCUCCAUUACCAUAGAAAAUUAAUGUGUGCAGUGAAGUCCCUUUCUUCUGCAACAUGGACUCUUGAUUAAACUUUGUUGUAAUGUAGAAUGUUCAUUCAAAUUAUGUUAACUGCUGUGGCUCAUGCAAUGGAAUGUACUGUACUUUUUGUCAUGUCUAUUGAGUUGAAUCACCAAAUCACAGCACAUAUUUUACUUCCUGCUUUGGUCCUAUGGGUAGACUCGCAAUGACUGCCAGUCCACCCAUUAUGCCAACGUUGAGUUGAACGGGGACUCCCGUUCUAUUCAUUCUGUUUCUAUGGCAGCACAUGCAGUCAGGAACGGAGGAGAAAUGUGCGUCUACAUUUAUUAAUUUGUAUUUAUUUUGCUAUUUGAACGGUUGUUACGGUGACCGCAGUCAUUUGGUGACGAAACUGCCGUUCUACAAAGCUCCAUGACCGUCACAGCCCUCCACUCAAGGAUGGGCAGUUAUCAGCCACGUCCAAGGAGGCUGUCUGUCAGCGAGGAUGGCCCAAAACCAUUCCAUGUACCUGUUCUUACAGUUACUUCUGAGGCAGAAGGGAUUUCAGAGGCUCCAUUUAUUCCCGUGCUAGCAUUGUUUAACAACAGAACUGCAUCCUGAAACACUAUUGUAGCUAGUUCAGAAAAUGUCUUGUAGGAACAGGAGAUUACUCCUGACCACGAGACCUCACCAGGGGGGAAAACAGGCCCUAGUUAUAUAGUUAUACAUUGAGGGCCCAGAGUUUCUACUUGUCAGGUCAGGGAAAACACCUGGGUCACUUUCAUUAGGACCACGCAACGGAAAAUGAAUAUGGGAAGUUAGUCCAGAUAGUCCCUCCCUGUUUUCUUCCGUUUGGUGCCUAAUGAACGUGAUCUCUAGUCUUUAUCUGUUCUUCUUUACCCCAGGUACAACAUGUACGCAACCAGGCACUCCCGUGGAGUUGCCACAGUGCCAAAUAAUCAGACCUGGAUUUAAAUACUAUUUGAUUUAUUUCAAAAAUAGUGUGGUUUACUUUAACCUGCCAGAGGGGCUGGGUUGGCAGUUUAGCCAGCGCUUUUCUAUUGGAUCCAUUGUGCCAGCAGGCAAGCAGAAUUAAGAACACCUAAUGUACUUGAAAUGAUUCCAAAUAGUAUUUGAACCCAUAUCUACAAAUAAUAGUUUUACUGGGUAGCUGCAUUAAGAUGGACACAACCUUUUCUUUCUUUUCACAUCGCUCCUAGUCUUAUCUCACACUCUUUCUCUUAAAAGAUGCACUUCACUUUUCCACUCCUGUCCGUUUCAUGUGAUUGGGUUAGGGUACUGAUUAUAACAGGUUAUGAGGUCUUGAGAUGACAUUCCUGUCGAGAGGUUUUACGGUGCACUACUUAAUCAGUCUGUCAUUGUACACAGUGAAUGAAACAUCCACAUGUUUUGUUGUUUAACUGGUGGAUAGAGAUGUUUUCCUGUGGUAAAGUGCAGUCUAGGCGCUAUUUAAUGUGUUGCCUACAUUGGGUAAAAGUCCUGGUCCUAAAGUACAGCUGGAUUGGACCUGUGUGUCUCAGUGUCUGGGCUGUUGAAGGGUUACUGGGGAUGAUGGCUGUUCUGUUGGACCAUUCUUUGUUAAUGUCAUAUUUUAACGUGACAUCUUUCAAUAAUGGACAUGGAAAAAUAUGAUAUGCACACUGUGUUAAUUUGAAACGGAAAUCAUAUUUUAUUUACAAAAUAAAGUGACGAUCCCUAUAAAAAUAA